Messenger RNA from Mesorhabditis spiculigera, 759 nucleotides. Lineage: Eukaryota; Metazoa; Nematoda; Chromadorea; Rhabditida; Rhabditidae. The record is from the annotation of a GenBank genome assembly.
AUGCCGGGCAUAGAAGUUCAUAAUAAUGUUAACCCACCAAUAAUUGUUGGUAUUGAGUCAGAACUUGUGGAGCCAGUUGAUGAAGUAAUCGAUGAAGCUCAUAGAAGAAUCAGCAAACUUCCUCCACAAGCACAACCAUUCGCCAACGUCCUAUUCCAAGUCGGAGCCUUUAUAUGCUCAUGUGGAAAGGCUCGAAUUAACAAUAAAGUCGCACCAAUAACCUCAAAAAUCCAAGCGCGACACCUCGAAUUAGAACCGUUAUGUUGCCUAUCAUCAUGCUUAGUGCGUGGUGGUUGCACAGCUGUUGUUGCAUUUGAGGCAUUCUUCGUGGCUACCACGUUGCUAUGUACACUCGUGCAAUUCUAUUCGAAUGGCGAAUUUCACUUUUGGCGGCCGUUCGAGCAUUCUUUCAAUGCUUACAUCACUCAUCCUGUAUUUUUCUAUGUGCUUUUGGCUUUUGACUUGAUUACUGUAAUUGCUGCGCUGUGCCUUACACAUGGACUAUUUCGAUUUGACAAAGGACUUCUACGAAUUCAUUAUCGAUAUGAUUUAUUUGCAUUGGGAUUUCAUAUAUUGGCAUUUACACUUUACGCGUUUGCCAUAUCAACUAAGGGCUCUCAACACUGGGAUUUCACAAACACGCUCCUUGUACUUUCAUUUUUAUCUCAAAUCCCAAUUCAAGUGUGGGCCCUCUCCGUCGUCAAAAGUUGCGGUGACUUCUUUGCCCUUAUCCACGUGUUUGUCUCGCUGGCAGAUAGU